CAUGCUGGCUUCACUGGAUCGAACUGCGAUAUCAAAAUAAAGAAUUGCACCGAAGAUUCCUGUUACCCUAAUGUGACUUGCUUCAAAAACAGCGAGAUUAUAAGCUGUGGUCCAUGUCCUUUUGGGCUCACUGGCGAUGGAAAGAAUUGCAAAGACAUCAAUUACUGCGUCAGUCAUGAGUGUAGAAACAAUGGAUCGUGUGUAGAUGGCAUCAGCAAUUACUCGUGUAACUGCCUGGACGGGUUUGCUGGAGAUCAUUGUGAGACUGACAUAGAUGACUGCGUUAAUCACACUUGCGCUAAUGGUGGAUCAUGUAUAGAUGGUGUCAAUAACUACACGUGCAGUUGUGUGGCAGGAUUUACUGGAGAUCAAUGUGGUUCUGACAUCGACGACUGCGUGAAUCAUACUUGCAAUGUCAGUGGUGGUUCGUGCUUGGACGGUGUUAACAACUACUCGUGUAACUGCCUGGAUGGAUUCACUGGAAGCCACUGUGAUACAAAUUUUGAUGACUGUGUCAAUCAUACAUGUGCUCAUGGUGCGACGUGUGUAGAUGGUACCAACAACUACUCGUGUAAUUGCCUCGCUGGGUAUACCGGUGAACGAUGCGAAACUGCCUUGAGUUCUCAAUCGACCAACAUCUCUGUAGGUACAUCAUCCUUGAGUUCUAAAUCAACCAAAAGUAGCGUAUUUCCCACGCAUCUGUUGACCAGUUCGACCACAAAAUCUAGUGCUUUACACCAAACACGAGCCACAUCCGCAGUCAAAGACUCCGUUAUGUCGUCUUCAGUGGUUGGAUAUAUUCCUACAAGCGAAGCCCGCGAAAGAACGACAACAUCGAAGCCAACAACGGAAGACUAUGAAACUGUGGUUGCGGUUGAAAUACGUAUUGAAAGGACAUGGAAUGACGAACUAAAGGAUAAAACAACUCCAACCUAUAGAGAUCUAGCCUCCCUCAUUGAAAAUGAGGUACAAAAACAGUAUUCUGGGCUCAAAAACUUUAUUGGAGUACAAAUUGUAGCAUUCAGGCCCGGAAGUGUUGUGGCAGAAUUCAAGCUACUAUUCAAGCAAAAAGUUGCAGAUGACACAGCAGUUGCUCCGUUAAAAAAGGCCGUGGAAAAUGGCAAUCUUGGUCCUUUGACUGUCAACCCGGAGUCGUUAAAAAUAGUGAACGAAUUCGAAGACGAAGAUCCAACGAACGAUGUAAAAGAAAAACUUCCUUACCCACUCAUCAUUGGUGCUUCUUGUGGUGGCAUAUUUGUCAUCGUGCUCGUUAGCAUUUGCCUCGUCCGCCACUGCCACCGUCAAGGGAGACUUGACAACCGGCGCAUUUCGAACGGGAUGCCUCCUGAGGUUCCUCAACUAAGCCCACAUAGUUACGAGCUAAAAGAAGUGCGUUCUAAGGAGGACAUUGUCAGCUACGAGGAAUUAGGUGUCUGGAAAGACACUGGCAUGUACGAGAAGUUGCACUUUUCCAAUGGAGAAACUCGUUACCAAGAAUUAAGCACCCAUGAUAUGGCUGCUGAUUACCAGGAAAUCGGUAAACCGAAUGAUAGUGAGCGCUAUCAGGAGAUUGGUACUUUCAAAAUAAUUGGGAUAAAUUGA
Pocillopora verrucosa is the source of this 1602-nucleotide messenger RNA. NCBI's taxonomy places the organism in Eukaryota, Metazoa, Cnidaria, Anthozoa, Scleractinia, Pocilloporidae. The record is from RefSeq and is a predicted model, not a curated record.